Messenger RNA from Eufriesea mexicana, 1030 nucleotides. It is a transcript of the gene mRpL19, whose product is annotated as mitochondrial ribosomal protein L19. Bases 1 to 945 code for a protein of 314 amino acids. Gene Ontology annotation, biological process: translation. Gene Ontology annotation, cellular component: mitochondrial large ribosomal subunit; ribosome. The record is from RefSeq and is a predicted model, not a curated record. The transcript is spliced from 4 exons. Lineage: Eukaryota; Metazoa; Arthropoda; Insecta; Hymenoptera; Apidae. Gene Ontology annotation, molecular function: structural constituent of ribosome.
AUGAUUAUUUCCUCGAGAAUUUUAUCUUAUAAAUCAUGGAAAAAAUUAAAUUUUGUAAAAGUAUUAGGUAAUGAAUUUAAAGCUCUUUCAAUCAAGGCACAUAUGAAAGAAGAAAUAGUACAUGAUGACAAUAACUCUCAAAGGAAAACUAAUAAUAUUCCAAUUAAUAAUAAUGAUGAGUUAAAUAAGCCUUCAUCUUUUGCAAAUUAUAGAUUUAUUUACCCUGAAUUUUUACCAGAUCCUAAUCCAUCAUAUCGUAAUAAAAUGAGAGAAAAACUAGAACGCAUAGAUAUGAUGGCUAGAAGAUCAAUAUUAAAUAUUCCUGAAUUUUAUGUUGGUUCAAUAUUAGCAGUAACUUAUUCUGAACCACAUGCAACUGCAAAAGUGAAUAAAUUUGUUGGUAUUUGUAUAUUAAGAGAGGGAGCUGGAUUAAGAGCUUCAUUUCUUUUAAGAAAUGUUGUUAAUGGAGAAGGUAUAGAAGUAUGUUAUAAUUUAUAUGAUCCUGCUAUUCAGCAAAUCGAUUGUUUGAGGUUAGAAAAAAGAUUAGAUAAUGAAUUACUUUAUCUUAGAGAUGCACCAUUAGAAUAUAGUACAUUUCCUUUUGAUAUGGAAAUAGAAACAAAAGUGUCAGGGAGUGCUAUAUUAAAUGAAAUUAAAAUUCCUCUUAAUCGACCACCUUGGUCACAGAGAUGGGAACGUAAAGAUUUAAAAGGAGUUAAAGAUUUAAUUAUCAAGAAAAAACAUCAAAGAAAAUCAGAUGCAGCUGCUAAACCAUGGGAGAAAUAUGAUUUGAUGAAAACCUAUAGGGAGACUAUUCCAGAGGAGGAACAAGCUGAAAUAUUUUCAGAUAUACACACAGAACUUCAUGAGUUGGAAAUACAGAAAAAUAUAUUAAAACGCAAAUAUAUCUUACAAAGACAAAACAAACCACAUAAAAUCUUUUAAAAUUAUGAAUAAAAAUUUGUUUUCCAGUUACAUGUUACAAGUUACUUGUAUAUUAAAAAGUGAUGUGGUAUACAUAUUUUUCUUA